AUGGCGACGGAUACUACUUCAUCGCCAACCGGGAGCGCUAUGAUCGCCAAGAAUGCUCGCCGGGGACGGCGCGUGAAGCCGUGGCCGCCCGCCAAGCAGAGGAAGCUGCUCCGGCUCUAUGUCUGCACCCAGAGCGAACGCCUGCCGCUCGUCCGUAUUCUCGAGCGGCUCAGAGAUGGCUCCUUUGAUCCCAGACAGCGCAACACGCACAAGCACCUCAAGGGCCUGCUUCCCGAUCGCCGCAUCGAUGACUGGAGGCCCCGCGACCUGGCCACCAUGCUCGUCCGCGUCCGCUUCUUGAGGUCCGUACGGGCCGAGCGGCGCAUGCGGAGCAGGAUGGCCCGCAACAGAGAACACAGCCCGUCGCUCAAUAUCAUGGACGCCGAGACGCUGGGCGAUCUCAUGUCCCUAGACCACCAUCCCGCCUACUUCCCCGUGACGGCCACCAGCAUCAAACAGGAGCCCGAUGUGCAGACGCCGCCCACAGCCACCGUCAUGUCCGAAUCCACAACCACCCCCGAGUCCUACGCCCGACCCAAGUCUCCCAGCAGGUCUUCAAUGUCUCCCUCGGUCAAGUCGGCAUUCAAGCGUAGGUCGUGGGCUUCUGUGCUGUCGAGCAUCUCCUCGGGCAUCUCGAGCCUGGCGCGAUCGUCGUCCUCGGCCUCGUCCAAGGGCGCCAACACGAACCUCGACGGGUCGGACGUCAACAUCGCGCUCAGCAAGAUGACUCGCGAGGAGUUUCUGGCACUGCUCGAAGAGAAGCCCGACAAGAACGACAAGACGCGGAGGGCCGGGAAGGCCUCCCACGGUCUCUUUCGCCCCAAGUACACCAGCUCCAACCCCACCGACGAGGACCUGAAUGCCGCCCUGGUCAGGAUGUGCUGCUCCUCGUUUGUCGGCUCUUCCUCGCCAUCCUGUGUCCACGGGCGGCUGUCGAGGGCAAUCAACGCCCAGCGGUCAGAAGGCGCUUCAUUCCGCGACUUCACCGUCACCGAUUCCGAGGCCAACAUGAUCGACCGCUUCGGCAACUCGCUGCUUCACGUCGCCGCCCGUUGGGGCGCCCGGGUCUCUCUUCUCUUGCUAAUUCUCCGGCACACGGAUGACGUCCAGAUAGUCAACAACCGCGGUGAGACCUUCCUUCACGUGUAUGACCCGCCAGGCCAUCCGCACCUGAGGCCCGUCUCGUUUCUCAACCUGGUACGGUGCCUGCGGGCUCGGGGCUUCGACUUUUGUCAGCGCGACGUCGAGAAGCAGACCUUUUUGCACCACCUCGUGGCGAGGAAGGAGUUCCCGGUUGAGGCGCUGCAUUACGUCUUCCGCGAAGUCGGCUACGGCACAGCCCGGUUUCUCGUCGUUCACAAGUCCUCCAAUGGCGAGCGGGUGUGGCACUGCGUCCGCAAGAACCUCGAGCAGCAAUCGCCGAAACUUCAUCGUGUCUUUGGCGACGAGGCCGAGUUUGUCCGGCGCUACCUCCCCGAAUUCUCAGACUCCAAGCCUCCUUCCACGAGGGAUAUGUCGACUCCUGCCUCCGAGAGGUCGUCCCUGGUUCUUGGUUCCCAGCAUGGCCACACGAGCCACAGCGACAGCAACGCCAUCUCCCUGAAGCGGACGCCAUUGAUGAAGUUGUUCAACAGGAUCGCGUCUGGUAGAGACUCGCUGGACAGGGAUUUCGAGAACACGAUCGAGAACACGCUCAAGGCCUCUGCGAGAUCUCCGAACCGCGAUCGUGACGCGAACCUGAAUGCGCGUGACACGGAAGGAAACACGGCACUGCACUAUGCCGCCGAGUUUGGCAUCGUGGCCGCCGUCAAGUACCUCUGCGCCCACGGGGUCGAUGUCAACGUGUUCAACAACUGCGGGAACACGCCGCUGCAGCUCGUCAAGUACGCCAUCCAACGCACCGACGUCAGGUCCGAUAUCCACAUGGAAGCACGCUAUCUCCGGUGCGCGGUCCUCCUGCUGGAGAAAGGUGCCUUUGACCAGAGCAAGCUCGUCAGCGACAGGUCCAUCAUCUACCCCUACGACGUGUUUGACGGCAGCGAGAGGUCGAUCGGCAACCUGGCAAAGCAGGGUGUGGCAAACCCAUGCAAGGGGCUGCAUCUCCUGUCGUCCUCGAUACGGCACCAGCAUCACGGCCCAUCGUCGAGCAGGGGUCAACAUGACCAUUCUGGAGGCAACUAUCUGUCCUUGGGAUUCCAAACGUCUUUUUUCUAA
Lasiosphaeria miniovina is the source of this 2214-nucleotide messenger RNA. RefSeq lists its product as uncharacterized. The transcript has 2 exons. Gene Ontology annotation, molecular function: protein binding. Bases 1 to 2214 code for a protein of 737 amino acids. The record is from RefSeq and is a predicted model, not a curated record. Lineage: Eukaryota; Fungi; Ascomycota; Sordariomycetes; Sordariales; Lasiosphaeriaceae.